Molecule: messenger RNA, 594 nt
Organism: Laccaria bicolor S238N-H82
Lineage: Eukaryota; Fungi; Basidiomycota; Agaricomycetes; Agaricales; Hydnangiaceae
Exons: 4
Coding region: 1-594 (197 amino acids)
Source: RefSeq, a predicted model, not a curated record
AUGGCAAGAGACGGGACACGACGAGCAUCAAGGUCUUCUUUACGUGGACCAGUUGUUUCGGUAGACACUGAAGUCAACGCUGUGAUAGCGUUCGAUUGUGGCGUGUGUCUUGAGACCCUGAGCGGAGACCUCGCUGUUAAAAUGCUUGACUGCGAGCACUCUUAUUGUCAGGAUUGCCUUCGAGGACACGUUGAAUCUAAGCUUGGCGAGGGCCGUUAUCCGAUCCUAUGCCCGCUUUGUAUGACGGACAAAGCCAGAACAAAUCCAGGGACUGUCGGCCAACAACUUUUGGAAAAACUAGGACUGUCAGAAGAGAUUGUUGACAAAUUUGUUGAGCUUCAACUAGCAGGGCUUUCUUUUCCAGCUGAGCUCUGCGAAAAUACGACGUUUGUGGCUCGUGAAGAUUAUCUCGAGCAAGAUGUGGUCAUCUGCCCUCUACCAUACUGCCAUAAGUUUUGCAAAGCCUGUCUGAUAACAGUUGCUGAUGAUACCAACGAACACAUUUGUACCGCAAAUGACAACGGGUUGAUUCGCCUCAUGCGGGAAAAUGGGUGGCGGCAAUGUCCAGGUAGGUUCAGCCGAUGGAGUGUCUGA